CCGAGAUCACAGUCUCUAGGACUGAAGCAGGAGGAGGGAAAGACUGGAAGGAAGAGAGACAGGUUAGAGGGAAAGAGGCUUGGGAAGAAAACAGCAGGAAAGAAGCCGCUCAUCACACUUCUAGAGAGGCAAAUGAUGCUGGAGAUGAGGACAGAGAAAGACAAAACUAUGAGAGCCAAAAAAUACAAAUAAAACGAAAGAGGAGAAAAUGCCAAGAAGAACAUCCAUCCGGAGAAAUGAAGAGAAUGAAAGUUUUAUGCUGCAGAGCCGUUCUAUGUUUUUCCGGCAAAAAAUUCUCUUGCUGUUUUUAAGCCCUUUUGCAUUUGCCAGCCGUUGACAUUGAGGCAUGUUCAGCGGUGCCAGCAGCGUCUCCUCUUCCUUCUCCUCUUCCUCUUCAUCUUCCUCCUCCUCAUCUUCCUCCACCAUCACCAUCACCACCACCGCCACCACCACCACCACCUCCUCCUCCUCCUCCUCCCCCUCCUUCUUUUCCUCCUCCUCCUUCUCCUCCCAUCAGCAAGAAGACAAACCGAGGACAGUCUUGAAAUAUCGAAAUUUCCUCCUUGGGAUUUGCCAGCGCCGCGUUGCGCCAAGACUGUCGGAAUAAAGGACGCUGACUAUUGUAUUAUUAUUUUAUUAAUUGGUCAGUGGGAAGAUUACCGAUGAGGAAAGGGGACGCCUGUCACCCUUCCUGCGCUAAGAUUGAAAAAUGAGGCUGAGUUGGGGGAAGCCCUAAAAUGAAGCAAAAGGAAUAAGAUUUUUCAGGACAGAAAGCCACAGGAGCCCCCCACACAGCGCACUUUUAUUUGUUGUUUUUUUUUUUAAGAUUUUUUUUUUUUUUUCCGUGGUGGUGGGGGAGGUGAUUGGGUGGCUGACUGGCUGCGGGAAGCUGCUUCCUUUCCCUUUGGAGAUGAUUGUGCUAUUAUUCUUUGCCUUGCUCUGGAUGGUGGAAGGAGUCUUUUCCCAGCUUCACUACACAGUGCAGGAGGAGCAGGAACAUGGCACUUUCGUGGGGAAUAUCGCUGAAGAUCUGGGCUUGGACAUUACAAAACUUUCAGCUCGCAGGUUUCAAACGGUGCCCAACUCGCGGACCCCUUACUUGGACCUCAACCUGGAGACCGGGGUGCUGUACGUGAACGAGAAGAUCGACCGCGAGCAAAUCUGCAAGCAGAGCCCGUCCUGCGUCCUGCACCUGGAGGUCUUCCUGGAGAACCCCCUCGAGCUCUUCCGUGUGGAGAUCGAAGUGCUGGACAUCAAUGACAACCCCCCCUCCUUCCCGGAGCCGGACCUGACUGUGGAGAUCUCUGAGAGCGCCACGCCGGGCACCCGCUUCCCGCUGGAGAGCGCAUUCGACCCAGACGUGGGCACCAACUCCUUGCGCGACUACGAGAUCACCCCCAACAGCUACUUCUCCCUGGACGUGCAGACCCAGGGGGAUGGCAACCGAUUCGCCGAGCUGGUGCUGGAGAAGCCGCUGGACCGAGAGCAGCAAGCGGUGCACCGCUACGUGCUGACCGCGGUGGACGGGGGAGGAGGGGGAGGAGGAGGAGAAGGAGGGGGAGGCGGCGGGGGAGGGGGCCUGCCCCCCCAACAGCAGCGCACCGGCACUGCCCUACUCACCAUCCGAGUGCUGGACUCCAACGACAACGUCCCCGCCUUCGACCAACCCGUCUACACUGUGUCUCUACCAGAGAACUCGCCGCCGGGCACGCUCGUAAUCCAGCUCAACGCCACAGACCCAGAUGAGGGCCAGAAUGGCGAAGUCGUGUAUUCCUUCAGCAGCCACAUUUCGCCCCGGGCGCGGGAGCUCUUUGGACUCUCCCCGCGCACUGGCCGGCUGGAGGUGAGCGGAGAGCUAGACUAUGAAGAGAGCCCGGUGUACCAAGUGUACGUACAAGCCAAGGACCUGGGCCCCAACGCGGUGCCCGCGCACUGCAAGGUGCUUGUGCGAGUACUGGAUGCUAACGACAACGCUCCGGAGAUCAGCUUCAGCACGGUGAAGGAGGCGGUGAGCGAGGGCGCGGCGCCCGGGACCGUGGUGGCCCUGUUCAGCGUGACCGACCGCGACUCCGAGGAGAAUGGGCAGGUGCAGUGCGAGCUGCUGGGGGAUGUGCCGUUCCGCCUCAAGUCUUCCUUCAAGAACUACUAUACGAUCGUGACCGAAGCCCCCCUGGACCGAGAGGCCGGGGACUCCUACACCCUGACCGUUGUGGCUCGGGACCGGGGCGAGCCGGCGCUCUCCACCAGUAAGUCGAUCCAGGUGCAAGUGUCAGAUGUGAACGACAACGCACCGCGGUUUAGCCAGCCGGUCUACGACGUGUAUGUGACCGAGAACAACGUGCCCGGCGCCUAUAUCUACGCGGUAAGCGCCACAGACCGCGACGAGGGCGCCAACGCCCAGCUAGCCUACUCUAUCCUCGAGUGCCAGAUCCAGGGCAUGAGCGUCUUCACUUACGUGUCCAUCAACUCUGAGAACGGCUACUUGUACGCCCUGCGCUCCUUCGAUUACGAGCAGCUCAAGGACUUCAGCUUCCAGGUGGAAGCUCGGGACGCCGGCAGCCCCCAGGCUCUGGCCGGUAACGCCACCGUCAACAUCCUCAUCGUGGACCAGAACGACAACGCCCCUGCCAUCGUGGCGCCCCUGCCUGGGCGCAACGGGACUCCAGCGCGGGAGGUGCUGCCCCGGUCGGCGGAGCCAGGCUACCUGCUGACCCGCGUGGCCGCAGUGGACGCAGACGACGGCGAGAACGCCCGGCUCACCUACAGCAUUGUGCGGGGCAACGAAAUGAACCUCUUCCGCAUGGACUGGCGCACCGGGGAACUCCGCACCGCGCGCCGGGUGCCGGCCAAGCGCGACCCCCAGCGGCCUUACGAGCUGGUGAUUGAGGUGCGCGACCACGGGCAGCCGCCCCUGUCCUCCACUGCCACACUGGUGGUGCAGCUGGUGGAUGGAGCCGUGGAGCCCCAGGGAGGGGGCGGGGGCGGUAGCGGGGGGUCAGGGGAGCAUCAGCGCCCCAGCCGCUCCGGCGGCGCGGAGACCUCGCUGGACCUCACCCUCAUCCUCAUCAUUGCGCUGGGCUCGGUGUCUUUCAUAUUCCUGCUAGCCAUGAUCGUGCUUGCCGUGCGUUGCCAAAAAGAGAAGAAGCUGAACAUCUACACCUGUCUGGCCAGUGACUGCUGCCUCUGCUGCUGCUGCUGUGGCGGUGGGGGCUCUACCUGCUGCGGCCGCCAAGCCCGGGCGCGCAAGAAAAAACUCAGCAAGUCGGACAUCAUGCUGGUGCAAAGCUCCAACGUACCCAGUAACCCGGCCCAAGUGCCGGUGGAGGAGUCCGGGGGCUUUGGCUCCCACCACCACAACCAGAAUUACUGCUACCAGGUCUGCCUGACCCCUGAGUCCGCCAAGACCGACCUGAUGUUCCUUAAGCCCUGCAGUCCAUCGCGGAGUACGGACACUGAGCACAACCCCUGCGGGGCCAUCGUCACCGGCUACACAGACCAGCAGCCCGACAUCAUCUCCAACGGAAGCAUUUUGUCCAACGAGACUAAACACCAGCGAGCAGAGCUCAGCUAUCUAGUUGACAGACCUCGCCGAGUUAACAGUUCUGCAUUCCAGGAAGCCGACAUAGUAAGCUCUAAGGACAGUGGUCAUGGAGACAGUGAACAAGGAGAUAGUGAUCACGAUGCCACCAACCGCGGCCAGUCAGCUGGCAUGGAUCUCUUCUCCAACUGUACUGAGGAAUGUAAAGCGCUGGGCCAUUCAGAUCGGUGCUGGAUGCCUUCUUUUGUCCCCGCGGAUGGACGCCAGGCUGCGGAUUAUCGCAGCAAUCUGCAUGUUCCUGGCAUGGACUCUGUUCCAGACACUGAGGUGUUUGAAACUCCAGAAGCCCAGCCUGGGGCGGAGAGGUCUUUCUCCACCUUUGGCAAAGAGAAGGCCCUUCACAGCACCCUGGAGAGGAAGGAGCUGGAUGGACUGCUGUCUAAUACACGAGCGCCUUACAAACCACCAUAUUUGACACGGAAAAGGAUAUGCUAGUCAAUUCUACAGGAUUUACCUGAAGCAGCAUGAUUUGCACAAAGUCGACCAACAAAAGCAUCAACUUUUCAACUUCAUUAUCUUGGCCAUCAGUUAGUUGUGUGUAACCGAGUACUAGAUUGCCGGCGGAGUCAUCGUGGCCAAUUAUAGGACCUAAUUGCUCUCAGCAGGCCUGAGAAAUGAGUUGAAAUGUGCAGAACUGUAGAAACUUUAGAGGCAACUGCUUUUGCCUCUCCGAUCAGUGUGUGCCUGUUUACAGCACUAUAUAUCUUUCUCUCUCCAAAUGUCACUGAGCCCUUUACAUGUUUAUAUUCACCACGAGAAGCCAGUCAUAAAGAUAAAGGAAAUUUGUGCAUUAUAAAUGCAAUAUCACUGUUUUAAACUUGACUGUUUUAUAUUCUUUUUGUGUGAUCAAGUGUUCCCCAAACUAUUCCAACUUUACAAGACAGAUUGUGAUUAUGUUCUUUUCACCUGUGGGUUAUAAAAAAUGUUGUAUUCUGAAGACCCACAAAAUAUCAAAGACAUU
Prionailurus viverrinus (fishing cat) is the source of this 4559-nucleotide messenger RNA. It is a transcript of the gene PCDH10, whose product is annotated as protocadherin 10. Gene Ontology annotation, molecular function: calcium ion binding. The transcript has 5 exons. The coding region runs from base 911 to 4033 and encodes 1040 amino acids. Gene Ontology annotation, biological process: homophilic cell-cell adhesion. NCBI's taxonomy places the organism in Eukaryota, Metazoa, Chordata, Mammalia, Carnivora, Felidae. The record is from RefSeq and is a predicted model, not a curated record. Gene Ontology annotation, cellular component: plasma membrane.